This is a messenger RNA of Aptenodytes forsteri (emperor penguin), 1915 nucleotides long. It is a transcript of the gene SLC67A2, whose product is annotated as major facilitator superfamily domain containing 9. The record is from RefSeq and is a predicted model, not a curated record. Gene Ontology annotation, molecular function: transmembrane transporter activity. The coding region runs from base 195 to 1439 and encodes 414 amino acids. Gene Ontology annotation, biological process: transmembrane transport. Lineage: Eukaryota; Metazoa; Chordata; Aves; Sphenisciformes; Spheniscidae. The transcript has 6 exons.
GGAGCCGCGAGAUCCCCUCAGGGUUGUCAGGAGAUGCUGCAAAGCCCGAAGUCGGGCAGACACCCCCCACCAUUACCCUCCCUGUGUCCUUUGCCGCUGCCUGGUGGGCGCCCCCGGGCCCCAGCUCCUAGCGGGCUACCCCGUUACGCUCCAGAUAAACCUGCUGGGUUUAUGAGGAUUUAUUUGGUGUAAGCAUGGUUGUUCCUUUAAUGAACCUUCAUAUCAAAUCUCUAGGAGCAAGUCAUACAGUUGCUGGAGUAAUAGGAUCUCUCUAUGGUAUAAUGCAACUAUUUUCCAGCACAUUUGUGGGCUGCUGGAGUGAUAUAGUAGGAAGACAGUAUUCCCUGCUUUCUUGUAUUCUUCUCAGUGCACUGGGUUACUUCCUUCUUGGAACAUCCACCACUGUGUUCCUGUUUGCCAUUUCUAGAGUCCCUGUAGGUAUUUUCAAACACACACUCUCCAUCUCUAAAGCCCUGCUUUCUGACUUGGUUUCUGAGAGAGACCGCCCUUUAGUAAUGGGACGCUUCAAUGCAGCCUCUAGUGUGGGCUUCAUUCUGGGGCCUGUCGUUGGUGGCUACCUUACAGAGUUGGAAGAUGGCUUUUAUCAAACGUCUUUCAUGUGUGCCUCUAUCUUCCUUCUGAAUGCUGGUCUUGUCUGGAUGUUACCCUGGAGUGAAGAAAACACCAGCAAUAGGGAACAUCAACAAGGCAACAAAGGAACAGACAGUUUUUCAGCAAAAGCAAAUCGUGACCUGCACUUGAAAUCAGGAACUAAUGGAGCUAUGGCAAGAGAUAGUCUUUUCCAGUCCCCGUGGAUCCAAGUUGCAACAGUGCUGAAGAGGAUUAAAGGAAUUGCGUGCUCUGAUCUGUGGGAUAUAUUUUUAGUGCGGUUGCUGAUGUCUGUUGCUAUACUGCUGUACUAUAGUAAUUUUAGUCUGGCCUUGGAGGAGAGAUUUGGGGUGAAACCCUUGUUUGCUGGAUACCUAAUGAGCUAUAGCAGUGCACUUGGAGUCCUGGCUGGUUGUCUGCUCGGACCAAUAACAAGACUCUAUCAGCACAACACUUACAGAAUUUUGUUGCACUCCAGCACUCUUACCUGCACGUUGAUUCUCCUGUAUGCGUCAGCGCUGAGCAUAUGGAUGGUCAUUUUGUCUUCCACGUUCUUAGCCUUUUCAACUACUGUAGGUCGUACUUGUAUCAUUGAUCUUGAAUUGACCAUUGGUGGGAAUGAGGCCAGUGGUAUGCUCCUAGGUGUUGGACAGUCUGUGACUUCAGUGGGACGUAUAGUUGCCCCGCUCCUUUCUGGAAUCGCUCAGGAGUUCAGUCCUUGUGGCCCUCCAAGUCUAGGGGUUGGACUGGCUCUAGUAGCUAUUCUGAUAAUGAACGCGAACAAACAAAAAUACUGCAGCCAUGGAAACGUUAAGUUAAAAAAUCAAUAGCUGCAAAUUUGGAUUGCAUAGAUGUAUCUUACAGGAGAGGCAAAGUGAAUCAGCCUGGGGUGAUGCUUACACAUGCCAGACUUGUACAGUAGUAACAGGAUCUUUUAAGAGGGCACAUGGUGUUCACGUGGAGACAAGUACAUAUAAAUAUUUCUGCUGCAGGGAUUUUAACUCUAGACAGAUGUUAUUCUAACUGGUACUACUAGAACACUUGCAAGAGGGACAGGUGUUGCUGUAUCGUACUGGCUGGGAUUUUUUUAUGGAUUUUUAACCUUUUUGGAGGGGAAAAAAAGAAUGACAUGAAAUACACAAAUCCUGCUUGUAGCUCACAUCUGAAAUGGUGUUUAGAUUGAUAGAUUGUUAAAAGACAGAAAUUGAUUCUUAUUAUUUAAUCAGAGGUUAAUUUUUAUUAUUUAAUCAGAAGGAGAAUUUGCAAUAUAGCUUGUUAGCCUUAAUUUUAUGCUGUGGUCUGCUGC